This is a messenger RNA of Epithele typhae, 765 nucleotides long. RefSeq names its product heterokaryon incompatibility protein-domain-containing protein. The record is from RefSeq and is a predicted model, not a curated record. The transcript has a single exon. NCBI's taxonomy places the organism in Eukaryota, Fungi, Basidiomycota, Agaricomycetes, Polyporales, Epitheliaceae. The annotation marks the transcript as partial.
AUGCGCCUCCUUGAGACCACGACCGGCAAGUUCUUCGAGGUCAGCAACCACCUCGCGGUACCUUAUGCCAUCCUCUCACACACCUGGGAAGCCUCUGGCGAGCAGUCCUACGAUGAACUGCGGCGUAUCACCUCAACAUCCUCGUUCUCUUCAGUGGAGGUUGACACCGGCAUCUCCGACAAGAUCAAAAACGCCUGCGCGCUCGCUCGUGCCCACGGCCACCGCUACCUCUGGAUCGACUCCUGCUGCAUCGACAAGAGCAGCAGCGCGGAGCUAUCGGAGGCGAUCAACUCCAUGUACGCCUGGUACCGCGACGCCUCGAUCUGCUACUCCUUCCUCGCCGACGUCGACGUCCCCGCGUUUGACGCCGGUCGAACCGCGUCCGGCUCGCCCUUCCACCGUGCACGGUGGUUCACCCGCGGCUGGACGCUGCAGGAGCUCAUCGCGCCCCGUGCGCUCCUCUUCCUCUCUGCAUGCUGGUCGGUGUUGGGCACGAAAGCCUCGCUCGCGGAUGCGGUUGAAGCCGUGACAGGCGUGCCCCGGGCGGUGCUCACGCACCGCCUGCGAGUACAGGACGUCAGCGUCGCGCAGCGCAUGGCGUGGGCGGCGCGGCGGAGGUGCACGCGGGUCGAGGACGAGGCGUACGCGCUCAUGGGCCUGUUCGACAUCACGAUGCCGACGCUGUACGGGGAGGGCCGGCGGGCGUUCGUCCGCCUGCAGCGCGAGGUCCUCGCGUGCGUCCCGGACCAGAGUGUGCUCGCAUGG